Molecule: messenger RNA, 3070 nt
Organism: Closterium sp. NIES-67
Lineage: Eukaryota; Viridiplantae; Streptophyta; Zygnematophyceae; Desmidiales; Closteriaceae
Source: the annotation of a GenBank genome assembly
CCCACGAACUCCUUCCGUCCCGUGAUCCCGCCCAAAGCACCCUGGUAUCCUGAACUAACUUGAAGCUCUCCGUUCGGAUCCCUCAUUGUCGCCACAGCAGCAACCUAUACACACAGGGCACAAGGCAGUAGAAUCGCACAACAUACAUUUCAAGUAACCCACGAGUUGUGGACCUAUGGAUGACAGUCACGUAGUCGUUGCGCUCAUAGAGAAUCGUGCACGCGAGACUUAGCGGAAGGAAUUGGCGGAGUCAUGGCUCUUGCUUCACAUUCCUCCUUCGCAGCAGCUCGCAAGGUGACCAUGGCACGUGGCUGCUUUGACGACGUCAAGGGUGCUUUACUCGUCCAAUCUUACACCAAUGGAAAAGCCAACGGCACGAACGUGGAUAGGCACUACAAGGAGUACUACCUCUGUCUAGGUGCUGCAGCUGCACUUUUGAAGUGGGUUGAAAGCGAGAAGUCAGCAGUGAUCAUGCAGAGGUCCCUUCAGGUUACUUUCAACGGCUCCCUCAACCACUUGUCAAUAGAUGCGACCAGGUACGUGCAUCAGUUCAUUUUUCUUCGUUGCUCAGUUGUUAACAUCAUUCGCUUUGUGCAGCAUACAAAAUCUGGAGGUGAUUGAACCACUGCCGGGAAAUUCAGAGAGAGAUGGGAAGAAAAAAGCCAGUCUUUUUGGUGUCCUGAAUUCAACAAAGACAUUGGGCGGGGCACGGCUUCUUAAAGCAAAUCUUCUCCAGCCGCUGAAGGACAAGGAAACAAUAAAACUGCGACUGGAUUGCUUGGAGGAAAUGAUUAACGAUGAGUCGCUGUACUCAGCAGUGUCAAGCAUUCUUCAGCAAUUCCCAAAAGAUCUUGAUCGUAUUGUGACAAGCUUUGCAUUUCGUCCACGCAAAGUUGCCGAUGAUGGCACAACUACUAGAAGAAAUAUGGUGGUGCUUUCAAGCAUCAUUCUCUUGCGAGAGACUCUACUUCUUGUCCCUCGACUUGCAGAGGCUCUGAGUGGAGCUAAGUGUAGCCUCUUAACCAGCGUACGAGAUAUUGUCUGCAAGAAGCAAGCAUUUCCAAUUUUAUUAAAAGAAAUUGAGCACAUUCUUGACGAGGACGUCAUGCACUCAAGGUCUCCAUUCAUUGCUCGAACACAACAAUGUUUCGCAAUCAAGGCUGGGUUUGAUGGCUUCUUGGACGUCGCCAGGCGCACGUUUUGUGCAACUAGUGAAGCUAUUCACUCUCUGGGGAAGUCCUACCGUGAGCAGUAUUCUCUUCCGAAUCUUCGACUCCCAUUCAACAACAGACGAGGGUUUUAUAUCAGAGUUCCAGUGAAAGAUGUGAAGGGGAAAAAGCUUCCACCCAACUUUCUCCAGGUAUAGUGAGCUCCACAUAUUUCUACGUUUAUGACAAGGGUUUGGACCAUAACUGUGGCAUGUCAGGUCAACAAGAAUGGAAAGAACUACCAGUGCACAACACAAGAGCUGGUCUCGCUCAAUAUUCGGAACAAGGAAGCUUCAGCUGAGUGUUUUCUUCGAGAAGAGCGCUGCCUCGAAGGAUUGUGUCAGCGAAUUAGGGAGGAGCUGACUGUGUUCUCUUCACUUUUGGAGAGUGUAUUCCUCCUUGACAUGAUCACCAAUAGCUUUGCAUUUAUUGUAACUACAAGCCCGGUGGACAGCUAUGUCCGCCCUGAGUUUACAGGUACAUACAGGCGGCUCAAUGUUAUUGCAUUCAGUGAAGUGUGAUAUUUGGCACCUUCUUACAUUGGCUCAGACCAUGGUCCUUUGGCCAUUGAUGGUGGUCGACAUCCAAUCGCUGAGGGGCUUCUCCAAGAUGCAUUUGUGGAAAACAACACGUUCAUGUCAGAGGCCUCAAAUGCUAUGAUUAUUACUGGUCCCAACAUGAGUGGAAAGAGCACCUACCUUCGCCAGGUGGCCUUGCUGACUAUCCUGGCUCACAUCGGCUGCUAUGUCCCUGCUCGGUUUGCAUCUUUCCGAGUGGUUGAUCGUAUAUUUACAAGAAUUGGGACUGGAGAAAGCAUUGAGGAGAACUCCAGCAUGGUGCAUGUGCUUGCCAUUUUUACACUUCUUUACCCAGUGCAUUUUCGCUCUAGCUCAGAGUGUUCUUUGCUUGCAGUUCCUGACAGAGAUGCGUGAAACUGCAUUCUUGAUGGACCAUCUUACUCCAAGGAGCCUUGUGGUCGUUGAUGAAUUGGGAUGUUCGACAUCAACGCUUGAUGGUCUUGCGAUUGCAUGGAGCUGUUGUGAACACCUUCUCACAUUUCCGUCAUACAUAAUCUUUGCAACUCAUAUGAAGCAGCUUGGAGAGCUGGCCUCCAUUUAUCCCAAUUGCAAAGUGUGCUACUUCUCAGUCGCAGUCAGCAACGAGCGACUUGCAUACAAGUACGUUCUGAAGGAAGGGUACACUGAUGUCCCACACUAUGGUUUGCGGCUCGCUGAAGCUAUGGGUUUUCCAGCACCAGUCAUGGGUGAAGCACAGCGAAUUGCUGAUAUAAUGGAACAGCAGGUAAGCAGCAGAAUCGGAUAUUGGACAAAUUGUCCUUCCAAUGGGCCUUCGUAUUGAGUUGUGACUUUGCAGGAAUCACGCCGGUUGGAAAUUGGCUACAGCAAGUUUACAGCGCUUCGCCGAGAUUACAUUGUCGCCCAGCGUCUGCUAUGCCUACAGCAAUCCAGUCUCGGUGACUCAGAGCUGAAGGAUUAUCUGCUGAACCUUAAGGCCAGCUACCUGGAUGGUAGUCUGGUUUGAGCUCGGCACUGAAACUCUGGGAAGGCCAUGAUGCAUUGAGUGCACUGCCCAAAAGCAUCUAAACAACCUACUGUACCACGUACCGUAGCAGCAUUCAGAGAAUACCAGCUGCCUUGAUGGAACUGAGCCAUGUCUGAAAGGUGACAUGCGCAGAACAAACGGCAUUUAUGGUCGUGGCUCCGAGGUAUUGUUUAAACUACCUUGUCAGCGGAAACGGUCUUGCAGUUGGUGCAUCGCAAAUAGUGGAUUCACAUCACUAGGUUUUGGUACGGUAGUAGUUACAAGAGUGGAAGAGCUCGUUGACUCCUGGAUCUGAGCAG